Pelmatolapia mariae (spotted tilapia) is the source of this 6541-nucleotide messenger RNA. RefSeq names its product cyclin G associated kinase (gene gak). The record is from RefSeq and is a predicted model, not a curated record. Bases 205 to 4143 code for a protein of 1312 amino acids. Gene Ontology annotation, cellular component: cytoplasm. Gene Ontology annotation, molecular function: ATP binding; protein serine/threonine kinase activity; AP-2 adaptor complex binding. Gene Ontology annotation, biological process: regulation of clathrin-dependent endocytosis; protein phosphorylation; positive regulation of Notch signaling pathway. NCBI's taxonomy places the organism in Eukaryota, Metazoa, Chordata, Actinopteri, Cichliformes, Cichlidae. The transcript has 29 exons.
CGUCAUCACCCUUCACGGAAGUCGGUGCGGUGAUGAUGGUGUCCCCGUAAAUGUAGCAGCAGGAAGAGGAUGUUUGCUUCCAUUGAAAGAAUAAUAUCACCUGCUUAUACAUCUUUGUAACGUAGUGAACUGCUGUAGAGUUUUUCUGCGGACCCGGUGAAGAUUUAGACAGCUCACUCCCUCUCCCGGAGGCGGCCCGAAAACAUGUCCCUGUUCCAGUCGGCACUAGAUUUCUUAGCCGGGCCCGGCUCCUCCGGAGCGGCCAGUCGGGACCAAAAUGAUUUCGUCGGACAAGUCGUUGAACUCGGUGACAUGAAGCUGAGAAUCAAGAGGGUGAUCGCGGAAGGUGGAUUUGCUUUUGUAUAUGAAGCCCAGGACAUGAGCAGUGGUAAAGACUACGCCCUCAAGAGACUGCUGUCUAAUGAAGAAGAGAAGAACAAAGAAAUCAUACAAGAAGUCUGCUUCAUGAAAAAGCUGUCAGGUCAUCCAAAUACGGUUCAGUUCUGCUCUGCAGCCUCCAUCAGUAAAGAGGAGUCAGACACCGGGCAGGCUGAGUUUCUGAUCCUCACUGAGCUGUGUAAAGGUCAGCUGGUGGACUUUAUAAAGAGGGUAGAGCAGAAGGCUCCUCUAUCAUGUGACACUGUGCUAAAAAUCUUCUACCAGGCGUGCCGCGCUGUUCAGCAUAUGCACAAACAGAAGCCUCCCGUGAUACACAGAGACCUCAAGAUUGAGAACCUCUUGAUUAGUAACCAGGGCACCAUCAAGCUGUGUGACUUUGGCAGCGCCACCACAGUGUCACAUUAUCCAGACUACAGCUGGUCAGCACAGAAGAGGUCAAUGGUGGAGGAUGAGAUAACAAGGAACACCACUCCUGCGUACCGAACGCCAGAGAUGAUCGAUCUCUACUCCAACUUUCCCAUCAAUGAGAAGCAAGACAUCUGGGCUCUGGGAUGCAUCCUCUACCUGUUGUGUUUUAAGCAGCAUCCAUUUGAGGAUGGAGCCAAGCUACAAAUUGUCAACGGAAAGUACUCCAUGCCUCAGAACGACGUGAAAUACACUGUGUAUCACGACCUCAUACGUUCCAUGUUGAAGGUGAACCCAGAGGAGCGUCUGUCUAUUACAGAGUUGGUCAACCAGCUCCAGGAGAUAGCAGCAGCACGCAACGUCAACCCCAAGUCCCCCAUUACUGAGCUGCUGGAGCAGAACGGAGGUUUUGGCAACAAUGGAGCACAGCCAUCCAUGCAGAUCCACAACAGCCAUAACAAUGCAGGUGUAUAUGACCCCGAUCAGUCUGGCAGUGGCCUGUUUGAUAUUUUAAAGGGAGGAACAGAACGCUUCCUGACAAACAUAAAGGAUACUUCCUCCAAGGUCAUCCAGUCAGUAGCUAGCUAUGCCAAAGGAGACCUGGAUAUUUCUUACAUCACCUCCAGAAUUGCAGUCAUGUCUUUCCCAGCAGAAGGGGUGGAGUCUGCGAUAAAGAACAACAUUGAGGAUGUCCGUCUGUUCCUCGAUUCACGUCAUGCUGGCCACUACGCUGUGUACAACCUCUCCAAACGAUCAUACAGGCCUUCUCGAUUCCACAACAGGGUUUCAGAGUGUAAUUGGCAGCUGCGCCGUGCCCCUAACCUCCGCAGUCUCUACAGCGUAUGUAAGAACAUGCAUCUAUGGCUCAAACAAGACCAGAGGAACAUCUGUGUGGUACACUGUCUGGAUGGCAGAGCAGCAUCAGCAGUGGCAGUUUGCUCCUUCCUGUGUUUUUGCCGCCUUUUCACCACCGCUGAGGCAGCAGUCUACAUGUUCUCAAUGAAACGCUGUCCACCAGGCAUAGCACCUUCACACAAGAGGUAUAUAGAGUAUAUGUGUGACAUGAUGGCAGAGGAGCCCAUCAUCCCUCACAGCAAGCCUGUAGUUAUUCGCUCCAUCAUCAUGACACCAGUGCCACUGUUCAACAAGCAGCGUAAUGGGUGCCGGCCAUUCUGCGAAGUCUACGUUGGGGACGAGAGGGUGCUCACCACAUCACAGGAGUAUGACAGGAUGCAGGAUUUUAAGAUGGAAGAUGGGAAAGCGGAGAUUCCUCUCAAUGUUACCGUUCAAGGAGACGUACUGGUGGUGAUCUAUCAUGCAAGAUCUACGCUGGGAGGACGUCUGCAGGCAAAGAUGGCGUCCAUGAAAAUGUUCCAGAUCCAGUUCCACACAGGCUUUGUACCAAGAAAUGCAACAACUGUCAAGUUUGCCAAGUAUGAUUUGGAUGCCUGUGACAUCCAGGAGAAGUACCCAGACUUGUUCCAGGUCAACUUGGACAUUGAGGUUGAACCCAGGGAGAGGCCCAGCACCAAGACUCCUCCAUGGGAGGGCUUUCAAACCAAAGGCCUCAACCCCAAGAUCCUUUUCUCCUCUCGUGAUGAGCAGCAAGAGAUCCUCAGCAAAUUUGGUAAGCCUGAGUUGCCUCGUCAGCCAGGUUCUUCUGCGUUUUAUGACUCAGAGUCGCCCCAGCCAGCUCAAACCCCAGACAGCUCCAUUGCAACAGAACCAGAGUCUCCGAUGAGCAAUGAUACUAAUUCCAGCAACUUUUUCCAGACCCUAGACUGGGAAGAUGUACGUAGCGCUCAGGAUGCCUCAGACAGUCAAGAAGGAGGAUAUAUGAAUGAACAGGAGGAUCUGAGUGAUCAGUCAGAAGGAGAGUCCUAUUCUUACUCUGCCACCAGUGGAGAGCCAAUGUCACGUGACCACAGCGAGCCGCUGUUUGAUUCUGACUUUCAGACGGCUUCUCCUGCAACACAGGAGGCUCCUCCUGAAGACACAGCUGACCUCUUGGGGUUGAACUCUGACCCUCAACCUCCAACCAUGUCCUCAACUUCGUCCUCUGCUCCACAACACGGAGACCAGGGAGGAAUGAAAGCUGCUUCUAGCAACAGCGACCUCCUCAAUGACUUAUUUGCACCUCCUGCUGGUCAGACUGGAGCAGUGCAGGAAGACUUGUUCUUCAGUGGGCCAGCCAGUGGAGCCACACCAGACCAAAAACCCAUGGGGGAUCUUUUUGAUCCGUUUGGGAUGGGGUCGGGUUCUGGUGUUGGCUCCAGCGUUGGUUCAUCUCGACAAGCCUCUGGACCAGACCUGUUUGGAGACUUGUUGGGUUCUGAUAGUUCAGCAACCAGUGGAUUUGGUUCAGCUCACAGUAACGCCACUCCUGCUUCCAACACCAGCCUCUUCAACCUCAAUAAGCUUGUAAAUGAUACCCCUAAAAUGACAUCAUCAGCCAGCCAACCAGACCUGCUGGGUGGGUGGGACAGCUGGGCAAAAGGAACCACUGCUGGCAUGAGCACCACUGCCAGUAAACCAAGUUAUACCAACACAGCUUCUGGUAUGCCAUCCAUGUCAAAGGCCAAGUCUCAGACCUUUGAUCCUUUUGCUGAUCUAGGAAACCUGAGCUCCAACUUGCCAGGUUCCUCCAGCAGUAAUUUUUCUGGGCCAUCCUUCGGCACAAAGGGUCCUUCUUCCUCUUCUUCCUCUGCUAAGCCUCAAACUCAGCCAUGGCAGUCUGCAAGACCCACCUCAGCCCAGAACAAACCUUGGAUGCCUGGAUCUGGAUCUGGCCCCAAAGGGUCUUCAGCUUCUCAGCCUGCAGGAACACAGUCCUCUAAACCCAACUACAACCUUAACUUCUCCAGUGUGAUCGGUGGGAGAGAAGAGAGAGGAGUUCGUGGGCCUGGAUUUGGCCCCAAGCCAAAGGUAAAGGAGGAUGAUUUCGGGGAUCUGCUCUCAACUCAGGGUUUUGCUUCUAAACCUGACAAGAAGGGACCAAGGACCAUUGCUGAAAUGAGGAGACAGGAGAUCACAAAAGACAUGGAUCCUCUCAAAUUACAGAUCUUGGACUGGAUCGAAGGGAAGGAGCGAAACAUCCGAGCACUGCUGUCAACUCUACACACAGUGUUGUGGGAGGGUGAAACGCGCUGGAAGCCUGUGGGCAUGGCAGACCUGGUGUCAGCUGACCAGGUGAAGAAAUACUACAGGAAGGCUGUGCUGGUUGUCCAUCCUGAUAAGGCAACGGGUCAGCCUUACGAACAGUAUGCGAAGAUGAUCUUUAUGGAACUGAACGACGCCUGGUCAGAGUUUGAGAACCAGGGAUCCAAAGCACUCUUCUAAAAUCCUGGCCUGGAUUCCAGCUAGACCAGACCAGACCGGACCAGGCCGGACUGGAUUUGGCCUAACAAAACAGGAGACUGGGCCAGAUUGGACAGGACUGAGCCCACAUUGGGCCUUAGGGGCAAAAAGCCUCUGAGAGGUGUCCUCUCUUCCAUUCCCUCCUCCCUCCUUUACUUUCUUCUGUUUCUUCGAUCAAAAAAAAAAAGACCUUUUGCCUCAUGUCUGGCUGUAAUGAAAGUUUCCUUGCUGGUCUAUAAACAGCCAGUUAAAUAAACAUUGUGAUCGGUCUUAAACUCACUGCCUACCUGCAUGACUGCCUGAGUGGUGCUGCAAACAUCAGGAGGAAGGAUUAAACAACAAUCACUGAGAAGACAAAGUGGGAACAAAAUCAGAUAAUACAAGGACUUCUAAAAUUAUCAAGAUGACUAUCAUGAUAGUGAUAUUCAGAUAAAACACCCCAACACUAAUACAUUAGCUGUGGCUGAAUAGUUAAUUCAUUUGUGCUCGACACUUGUGCAAACAACCGGUCCUUAACUGAGUGGCAAACCUAAACUGAGUGUGGCUGUAAAAUAGCUAGCAUGUCAGCCAACAUGAACGUUUGCAAAAUGUUGUCCUGAAAAAUAAGUUUUUAUGUUUAGUUGCCUCAAAAGAGCCAAUGCUGCUGCUGAAUCAUACUUGCUGUAGCAGGGAUUGGAUUUUUUUUAAAAAAGAUCCUGCAGUAAAGCAGAAGUAGGAUUUAAAUCUCCCCGGGAUUUUUAAACAUAAGAUCUAUUGAAAAUGACCUGUAUUACCUGUACUGCUGCACCUUCAGGGGUGAAGGCUUCUUUGGGGUUUGUUCUCCAGACAGUUGCCUGCUGAACACUACUCGUGCUGCUUGUACCAUUCUAAUUUAUUUUGCUGCACACACUCCUGAGAUUGAUGUUAAAUCAUGCUAUAAACUCAAGUGGGCAGUCUGUUGUUUUUGAAGUGCUCUUUUAAUCCCUCCCACUCAAGCUACACCAUGUAGCUAACUGCAUGCUCUCCUACAGCAGACCUCUAAACAACUUGAGGUAGUAUGUUUGAUUUUUUUUUUAAACCAGGGUAGUCCGCAUGGGCAGCAGCUUUUUUUCUUUAUCUUUUUUUUUUUUGGGAUGAAGUGCUCUUUUUCUUGUAGCAGAAAUGGAGAAGGGAUCUCCAUCGUAACUGUCAUUAAGCCCUCUCUGUCUCUUUAAACUUCGCCCGCCUCCAGCAUUUAGUUUUGUUUUUUGCAAGAGGAGUAACUGAAGGAUCGAAAAAGAGAAAAUGGUGAUUUAACCUAGUUGCUCUGUGUUUUCUGUUUUCUUGUUUUUUGGGGGUCCAUUCUGUGUCUGUAUUAAUCUGUUUGUCGGUUAAUCAUCACUUCAGUGUAAAUAUGAAAGUAUUAUCCAUCAGGUGGUUAAGAGAGCUGUUUUUUUGAGCUUCAUGGCUGGUUGUGUGAAUGGUUGUGUGUGGGUGUGUGGAACAUAAAGAAACCUUGUUGGAUAAAAUGCUUUCUUGUCUGCAAUCACAUUUUUCUUCUUAAUUUAAUUCUCAGCCUGUCCCGCACUCUGUUAUUAUUGUGGGUUCACGACUCUUUCCAACUCAUUUUACCUUGUUUUCCCUUUUUUUUUUUUUUUUUUUUUUUUUUUUUUUGUAUUUCACAUUUUACCUCAUGGACCAAUCAAAUCACCUGUUUUCUUAUUUAUUACUAUGUUUUUUGGGGGAGAGGGAGGGAGGAGGGGUUGGUAACAUGUAUUCGUGCAUAUUAAUGGCACAAAUUGACCUAAUAUAUAUAAGUGGAAUGUGCUGAGUUGAAAUGGGAAUGUGGUUAUUUGAUCACAGUGAGCCUCUUUGUUACUGUCAUUCCAAAGUAUCAAAUAUCAAUACGAAUGUGCUUUUACAAAUAUAUAUAUCCUCUCAAUUGUUAUGUGCUUAUCAGUUGUCCAUUCAUUUGCCUUUUUUUUUCCUCUUAAAACAACUGAAAUUUUUGCUUCUGUUUUCCAUUUUGAAAUUUUGUUACCAUUCAAACAAGGGGGCCAGCAAAAUGAAAAGAGGUAAAGGUUAUUUUGAUGCUUGAAGUUUACUUGAGUCUCUCAUCCACAAUAUGACAUAACAGUAUAAAGAGUGUUGAUGGCAACAAAACAAAACUACACAUCGCAUCGGCAGUGUGCUGUACCAAAUUACAUCCUACUAAUAUGAAUGUAGAUUUCAUGGCAAAAACAAAAAAAUUAAAAUCAUUUUGACCUGAGGCAAAUAUUUGGCUGUUUUUUCUUUUUUGGUGGGGUAGGUGGAGCCUUCACAUUCAGAACCAAAUAGUCUUCUAAAUUAGGAAAAGCUCAUAAGUAACUUUAAUUAGGCCUUAGUAAAAAUAUGCUACUUUAAUUGGUUUUUUUUUUGGGGG